CGCUUGGAAGCAGAAGCUAGGUAUAAGAGUUUCAUGAUGCCCUGUUACGAGCAAGAAACACCCGGGAGACUUGGACCGCUCACACGGUUGAAAGCACUACAGCUUGUUAUUGGACUGCCCUUCCUUAUUGUCCUUUUGUUUCUCUACUUGAUGCCGAUGGGGAUUCAUUCUCCCUGCAUUCAGGAGAAGGAGUCAUUAGGGCCCAAGCCAACUCUCUUUGGACAUAGAGGUGCCCCCAUGCUGGGACCUGAGAAUACCAUGAUGUCUUUUGAAAAAGCUGUUGAACACGGGGCCCAUGGACUGGAGUUUGACAUACACCUAAGCACCGAUAGUGUCCCUUUCCUCAUGCACGACCACGACUUGAGAAGAACAACGGAUAUCAGGGAGGUGGUGCCCAGUGCCUCUCGGAACAGAAGUGACUCCUUCUCAUGGGAUUUCCUGUCGACUCUGAACGCAGGCAAAUGGUUUUUAAAGGACAAACCAUUUUACAAAAUGGAACCCCUAUCAGAGGCUGAUCAUGAAAAAGCAAGAAGUCAGAAAAUUCCAAAACUACGUCAUUUAUUGGAUCUUGCACGAAAGGAAAAAAAGAAAGUGAUAUUUGAUCUUACACGCCCUCCCAGCAAGCACCCUCUCAGAGACUCAUAUGUCAGCGUGGUAGUAAGCGUGAUCCUUGCCUCUAAAAUGGAUCCACAUCUGAUUUUUUGGUUGCCUGCCUUUGAUCGGGACUAUGUUAGGUAUCUAGCUCCUGGUUUCCAGCAUGUGGGCCGGUUACAAUCUGUUGAAAAACUCACAGAACAAAACAUAAGCAUGAUAAAUGUUGACUACAAGGAGUUGUUCUACGGUGGGUUGAGGUAA
Echinops telfairi (small Madagascar hedgehog) is the source of this 855-nucleotide messenger RNA. RefSeq names its product glycerophosphodiester phosphodiesterase domain containing 4 (gene GDPD4). Gene Ontology annotation, biological process: lipid metabolic process. The record is from RefSeq and is a predicted model, not a curated record. Bases 34 to 855 code for a protein of 273 amino acids. Gene Ontology annotation, molecular function: glycerophosphodiester phosphodiesterase activity. The transcript is spliced from 7 exons. NCBI's taxonomy places the organism in Eukaryota, Metazoa, Chordata, Mammalia, Afrosoricida, Tenrecidae. Gene Ontology annotation, cellular component: membrane.